AUGGAGGGCGCGCUGGAGCGCCUGCCUGACGAGAUCAUCCAGCUCAUCCUGCGCCAUGUCCCUGCCCAGGACGUCCUCUCGGCUGUCGCCCUGACCUCGCGCCGCCUUCACACUGUCUCCCAAGAGCCCCUCCUGUGGAAGUACUUCUGCGUCCACAACUUCAAGUACUGGCAGGCCGAGCACUACAUACAGCGCAAGCUCGUCGCCCAGGUCCACGACGUCGACUGGAAGCGCCUCUUCAUCCAGCGGCUGCAGCGCAACAUCCACAUCGCCUACCUCAUCGACGGCAUCGUCGCCUCCCGUGUCCGCCGCCUCCAGAAGUCAGAGGCCAUCUGCCUGUAUGGCUACGACGCCAAGGACUACCUCCUCUCACAGUGUAAAGUCGCCGACUCUGCCGACGACGUCCUAGCUCGUCGCUUUUACUCGUGCACAGUGCUUGACAGCAUACAUAGGAGCCUGGCCAUAGAGGAGUGGGCAAAAUAUCAGGAUCACGCAGCGUCCACCAUCCUCCACGAUGUCCCGGACAGCGCGAGAUGGACUGCCGGGAUGCAGCUUGAGCGCGCCCUGGGUGCUUUCGACAUGUUCAUGCUACAUGAUGACGAGGGCGACAUGGACGAGAUAUCCGCCCUGAUCGACUCUAUAGCUCAGCAGAUCCGGAAUGACUUGCCCGGCAUCAGUAAGCUGGCGACCAGAGCACGAGCAGUCGCGUUAGUCGGGUGGUUGUACCGAAACAAUAUGACUGGUCUUGACGACUCGGAAAGAACCUAUCGGUAUCUGCGAAAUUGUCUCAUUGGCAGGGCGCUACGCGACGACAGACAUCCUUCUCUGCCUAUCAUCUCGGCCGCCAUCUAUGCUUGUAUCGCCUCGCGCUUCGAUGUGGAGGCAUACGUUUGCUCCUUGCCGAGCGAGGUCCAUGUGGUUGUGCUGGCACCGCCCGGUGUAAAUCUGGACGGAAUCACAAUGCCUGGCAAUACCACCACGCCACGUGACAAGAUGUACCUCAACCCUUUCAAAAGCGACGACGAAGUCCCACUAGACCAUAUAUUGGAGUUUCUCGCGCGGUUCGGGAGUAAUGCUGCGCAAGAAAGCCUUCUUGGCCCCACAGCCACCGACCUCGUGGUCAUGCGUGUGGCUCAGAGCAUCCGAGCGUCCUUCACCAGCUUCCGCACAAUCGAGCUCCCGCUACCACAGCUCAUCCCGUAUAUAGAGCUCAACCGUGGAGACUGGGCACGGAACCUCCAGCCGGCAUUGUACAGCAUGAUCUGGGCCAGCAUCAUGAUGGUGCCUGUCCUUCCAGAAAAUGAGGACGUGCGGUGGGAUUGGCAACAAGACGUCAGAGACCUGCUCACAUACUUUUACGAAUACUUCCCCGAGGACUCAUGGCUCAUCGAGAAGUACGUGUGUCCAAUGUACGACACUUUUGCCGCGCCCACACGCCGCCAGCAGCACUGGGAACUGCCGUCCAAGCGCGUGCGCGAUCAGAUCAGGGAGAUCAAGGAGGUGGACGCUUCCAUCAAGACACCGCGGCGGCGUCGCGACCUCGACCCAUCAUAUCGCGUGCGCUUCCGCGUGGGGCAGGUCUUCAAGCACAGGCGAUACGACUACCACGGACUGAUCAUUGGCUGGUCAGUAGAGGGUUCAUACAGGCCGCAGCAGGCAUGGCAGGGGAGUGGGCCAAGCGAGACGACCUUCCAGCCCUUCUACCGCUGCAUGGUCGGCACCGACGGUUCAGACCACCACGUGAUCGCGGAGGACAACAUUGAGGCCGUCGACCUGCGCGGCUGCGGGCCCGAGCGACUGCCCUGCGAGAUCCGCGACCUGAUGCCGAUGGCCGGCAAGUUCUUCAAGCGCUGGGACAGCGAGGCUGGCGUUUUCGUGUCGAACCUGCGGGAAGUGUUUCCCGAGGACUGA
This is a messenger RNA of Microdochium trichocladiopsis, 1911 nucleotides long. Its product is annotated as F-box domain-containing protein. The transcript has 3 exons. The record is from RefSeq and is a predicted model, not a curated record. NCBI's taxonomy places the organism in Eukaryota, Fungi, Ascomycota, Sordariomycetes, Xylariales, Microdochiaceae. Gene Ontology annotation, molecular function: DNA binding; protein binding. Bases 1 to 1911 code for a protein of 636 amino acids.